Cokeromyces recurvatus is the source of this 1832-nucleotide messenger RNA. Its product is annotated as nucleoporin Nup85-like protein. Gene Ontology annotation, cellular component: nuclear pore outer ring. Bases 45 to 1817 code for a protein of 590 amino acids. Gene Ontology annotation, biological process: mRNA export from nucleus; protein import into nucleus; positive regulation of DNA-templated transcription. Gene Ontology annotation, molecular function: structural constituent of nuclear pore. The record is from RefSeq and is a predicted model, not a curated record. NCBI's taxonomy places the organism in Eukaryota, Fungi, Mucoromycota, Mucoromycetes, Mucorales, Mucoraceae. The transcript has 8 exons.
AAAAAAACUUCUGCAUAUCCCUUUUAUUUUAUUACUCUUUAUUGAUGACUGUGAAAUUAUAUAUUAAAGAUGCUUGCAAAUCUAAUUUACAACAAGAAAAACACAUACCUGAAAUACGAUCUAAAUUAUAUAAACGUUUAUUUGAAUUUUACCAAAAAUUACAUCAAAAUCCAUCUGAAUUGACGGUUGAUGCAGCAGCUAAAGAAUAUGAGCAAGCUAUAAAAGAUCAAAUUCAAUUAGUUGACCAAUUAUAUUCUAUUCCCAUAUAUAGGGCAGAGCGUGAAGAAUAUUUACAGCUUUACUCAAUUUGGAGUUUCUGCAAUUUAUUAUUUUUUGACUCUUUUGAAAAUAAUCAUGAAUUGUCAGUAGCGCUCAUGCAAUGGUAUAAUAAAACAAACAGACGUGCCUUUUAUGAAUACAACACAGUCAAUAUUUUCACACAACAUCCCUUGGAUCAUCCAGACUUUUGGCCCUAUCUCAUACGUAUGGCCACAUUAGGCGAAUUGCAAAUCAUUGCCAAUACAUUACAUCGUGUGCUUUCUCUUUGCCAAAAGGAAGAUGAUACUAAUCUGUAUAGUUAUUUCAGGGAGCUACGUGAAAUGUUACGUGAUACUGACUAUAGCACCAUUACAUCUCGAAACAAAAUUGACAGAACUCGACUAUUGCAAUGGAUGCAAGCAUUAUCAAAGGACUCUAACCACUCAAAGCAAUUCUGGACAUUACUUGCUAUCUUGACAGGCAAUGAUGAAUCAAUCAUCAAGCAACAUGCACAAGAUGAAUUACAUGCUUUUAUUUGUUGUUUCUAUUUUAAUCCAGAUCGAUACACAUCCACAACUUCUAUUUAUGAAAUGGCUAUUAAGGAAUUUGAUAAAGUACCUCAAGACAUUUACAAAUCACUUUUAGUAGGCAAUCUAACACAAGCCAUUCAGGAAAGUAUUAAUUAUGAUUGGUGCUUUUUAGCACAUUUGGUUGAUUUAUUCGUCCUAAAAAACAAGUUGGAAAUGAAGACAGUCAAUGUGCACGUUAGUGAUGGUUCAAUAGUGACUGUACCUGUCCAAUAUCAUUUUAUAUUAUUUUAUGCAUCCUUCAUUAAGAAUAAUUUUGGACUAUGGGAGACAGCAUUUAAUUACAUGCUAACAUGUGAUGAAUGGGGAAGAGAAGCACUAGUUGAGCAUUUGAAAGAAACAGAUUUGAAUACUGAAAACACUAUUUUUCAAGCCAUUGUUCAGUUUUGUAUGAAACAUAAUUUGGAAGAAAUAGGUUUGGGAUUGCUUGAGAAAAAAGCAAAUUCCUGUCUUGAGACAAAGGAUUAUAAAGCCGCCAUUAACUACUAUCAGCAAAUAAAAAGCUCAAAUGAAAUUGAUCAUGUGUUUUAUGCCAUCAUAGAAGAUUAUACCAAGACACAAACACUGUUUGAUUUAAGUGAUUUGAAUAUAUGCAAAGGUAUAUGUUAUAAAGUCUAUCGUUAUUUAUGGCAUAUGCAAUCCCUCGAACUAGACAACAUUGCGGUUGAGUUAUUUAAAGAAUUGAUACAUGAUGACUGCACGCCUAUCUCUUUAUUACCUUUGAUUCUUUGGCAAGGAUUACAGUUCCUUGAAGAUCAAAGCAAAUUUUCACAACUUAGUAAGCUUGAUUUAUUACAAGUAAAAAAGCAGUGGCAAAAACUCAAUAAUAGUGACUUGAAAUCUAAUUUCGAAUUAUUUCAUCAUUUUCAUCAGUCAUUAAAUCAUACUACAGAUUCAGUAGAAGCAAGUAUGUUAGAAUUUCUCAAUGAGACAGGUGUCUGUUUCUGUAAAGCGUUAGAAAUGAAAGAAUAAUAAUAAUAAUAAAAU